This is a messenger RNA of Rubroshorea leprosula, 1101 nucleotides long. NCBI's taxonomy places the organism in Eukaryota, Viridiplantae, Streptophyta, Magnoliopsida, Malvales, Dipterocarpaceae. The record is from the annotation of a GenBank genome assembly.
ACGCACUACACUACUGCUAGUAGCUUUUCUAGUUAGUUGGAGCAAAAGAUAUAAUUAAAGCAGGGAAUGCAACACCAAAUAUUUAGGGGUACGAUAUAUUCAGGAGUCAGAGAUGGGGCAUCACUGCAGCGACAAACAGAAAGUGAAGAAAGGCCGCUGGUCUCCUGAAGAAGAUGAGAAACUUAUCAAAUACAUAACCACGCGUGGCUAUGGUUCUUGGAGUUCCGUUCCAAAAUUUGCUGGGUUGCAGAGGUGUGGUAAGAGCUGCAGACUGAGAUGGAUAAACUAUUUAAGACCUGAUCUCAAAAGGGGCCCCUUCAGUGCACAAGAAGAGAAUAUAAUCAUCGAUCUUCAUCAAAUUAUGGGCAACAGAUGGGCUCAGAUAGCCAAGUACUUGCCAGGGAGGACAGACAAUGAAGUAAAGAACUUUUGGAAUUCAUACAUUAAGAAGAAGCUUAUUGCACAGGGGUUAGAUCCCAACACUCAUAACCUCAUUUCACCAACCAAAUAUCAGAUGGUGAAGAACAUUUACACCAUACCUAUGGCCACCCUGCCAAAUUCAUCACAUUCUCUCUCAUCAAUGCAUGAAGUUUUAGCCACAUCAACCUAUGAAAACCAAAACCGUGCAGAUGGCAUUUGGACAACCAAAGAACAAACUCCACAUUCAAUAAUGCCAAUGUCCUUCGCUCCGUUCCAUGAGCCAGCAUUGACAGGGGUGGGACUAAACGACUGUUUUUGGGGCAGUAAAGAGUCCACAGGAAAUGAAGCAAUGACCCAGGUGAAGCUUCAUGGUCAGGAGGAGGCAACCGCCUGUGAAAUUACAGAAGCUUCAUCAAUGGAAUUCGGCUUAAGCAGCUAUGGUUUUGAGUUUGAGGACUCUACUCUAAUCACUAAUGGCCUGUGGAGUCCAAUGUAAUCAACUCUAAGGAGAACCUUAAUUGUUGGUAUUAGUUAUUUGUCUUUGUGUGCUUGGAAUAUUUUCUUUCUUCUUCCAUGUAUUUUGAAAGUUUUUGAGUUACUUAAGAACUUCCUUAUGCUGCAUACGAACAGCAUGUGUUGUUUACAAGAGCUUGUAUUGUUGCAUAAAUAAUGUAAGUAUUA